Capsella rubella is the source of this 1341-nucleotide messenger RNA. RefSeq names its product gibberellin 2-beta-dioxygenase 8. Gene Ontology annotation, molecular function: dioxygenase activity. Bases 127 to 1203 code for a protein of 358 amino acids. The transcript is spliced from 3 exons. The record is from RefSeq and is a predicted model, not a curated record. Lineage: Eukaryota; Viridiplantae; Streptophyta; Magnoliopsida; Brassicales; Brassicaceae.
UUAUAUAUAAUAUUCCAGCUCUUCAUACUUAAAUUGACUUAUCAACUAUCAUCAAACACUUCAUUUUUUUAAGAAAAAAUAUAAAAUAGAUAGAGAUCUAAUAAAGAGAUAGCUUACGGCGGAGAGAUGAGCAUCAAUGAGUCAUAUCCACCGGCUUUCCGGCGUGUUAUCAGCGGCGGAGACCCUCUAGCAACGGCGGAGGUCGAACCUGCAGUUCUUGUCCGGGACGAGGAUAUCAAAAUCCCGGUUAUAGAUUUGGAGCGUUUGGACAAGGAGAUACUGAGAGAGGCAUGCAAGGAGUGGGGAAUAUUCCGUCUAGAGAAUCACGGAGUACCGUUGGCGUUAACGUCACGGCUUCAAGAAAUCUCGGGCUCGUUGCUGAGUCUGCCGUUUGAGAACAAACGGGAAUUGUUCGCCGCCGUUAACUCUCCGUUAACGUAUUUUUGGGGAACACCAGCUCUGAAUCCUUCGGGGGAUGCGCUGAAGAGAGGAGCUCAAGCUUCAAAUGUACACAUGCUCGAAGGUUUCAACGUUCCUCUCUCCAAGCUUCCAACUUUUAGUACUUCUUGUGAUGAUGGUGAUGCUCACGAGCCAAAGCUCGAGUCUUUCAGAGUGUUGAUAGAGGAAUACGGAAGGCACAUAACUAGGAUUGCUGUGUCUUUGUUCGAAGCGAUAGCACAAACGCUGAGCCUACAAUUAUCCGGUAACCGGAGAUCAGAAUACUUAUCGGAGUCGACAGGGCUAAUACGGGUUUACCGGUAUCCCGGGAGCUCCGAUGGAGCAGCCGGGGAAGCUCUAGGGAUGGAAGUCCACACGGAUAGUUCGGUUAUCUCGAUAUUAAAAGAAGAUGAGACUGGCGGGCUUGAGGUCAUGAAAGGUGAAGAUUGGUUCUGUGUAAAGCCUGUUGCUAAUACUCUCAUCGUCAAUCUUGGAGAUAUGAUGCAGGCGAUAAGCGAUGAUGAGUACAAGAGUGUGACGCAUAGAGUGAAAAAGAAGAACAUGGAGACGGAGAGACACUCAGUGUGUUAUUUUGUGUUCCCAAAGAGAGAUUAUGUGAUAAAGUCAUCUAACUAUAAGCCGUUCACUUACUCUGAGUUUGAAGCUCAAGUUCAGGCUGAUGUUCAGUCUAGUGGAACUAAAAUCGGCCUUCCUAGAUUCAGACCAAAUUCUCCAUUGUUUCUGUCAUCGUGUCGCGAAAUUUAGUAUGGUUUAACAAAGCUCUAAUAAUAAGUAUUUAAGUCAGAAAAAGUUUGUAACGCUGUCUCAUCGUGUUGGGCAAAUUGGAAGUAGCUAGACCAUUCAUUUUUUUUUUGCAAAUUUAAAUUUGUUCCUUAGUUUUAA